Danaus chrysippus (African queen) is the source of this 4338-nucleotide messenger RNA. NCBI's taxonomy places the organism in Eukaryota, Metazoa, Arthropoda, Insecta, Lepidoptera, Nymphalidae. The record is from the annotation of a GenBank genome assembly.
AUGCAGGCCGUUAAGGACGCCGGUCGACAGAAGAGGAAUCUGAAACGAAGGAGCUCCAGGAAGAAGUCACUAUCACCAUCAGACCUACGACGUGUACGCGGGGAUGUGAAAAACGAAAAAAUGACCAGCAAACGAUCGCUUUCUGAGGGGUCUUUGAAAAUUAGACACAAGAAACCAGUACAGGCAUAUCCAAUAAAUGGUAGUGAUAUUGAAGUACCACUAGAUGGAACUGUUGACUCCAAAGGUGCUCCCGAAAGCGACGAAUCUAAUAUACCACCGACCAGUUCUGAUAGGGACACAGAAGAAGACGUUAAAACUCCAAGAACUAUCCCUCAUUAUUCUCGCUUCGACUCCGCUAGUGAUAUGGAUUCCCUCGUCUCCAUUGCCGUCAAGAAGGCUGCCCGCAGACGAAAAAACUCCUCCAACCUCGCGUCGUGUAUCAGUGGCGAGUGUGAAGUCCUGGACGGUGAGGCCGGUCGCAUGCGUCCCGAGGACUACCGGCUGGUGUUCCUCAGCUCGGACUCGUCUGGUCGGGACGACACCGAGGACUCAGCGUCGACCGCCUCCUCCGCCGCCCCGCACCCGACUGACGACUGUGACUGGGAUUACUUCGAGCCGGGCGCCCCCCCUCCCCCCACCACACAGCACCACCCGCCCGCCUGCUCGUGCGGCGCCGAGCCUCGUCUAGUCCCAGUCCCUGUCCCGGUGCCGGUCCCGGUGCCGGCGUCCCUGUGGCCCGCUCUGCUCGCCUUCCCCCCUCCCCCCACCCCGCCCUGGAGCACGUACCCCGGCUUCCCCAUCGAUGCGGCGACCCUCGCUCGCAUCACGACCGCCGCGGUGGUCACCGCCGCCGCCAGCGCGCGGAACAAACUAGAAAUGACCGUCGAUAGGACGGAUAAGGCGAUACAGGCCUCCGAUAAGGAUAACGAUGAUAAGUGUACCGAGCGGGCAGUCGGGCCCGAGCCGGCGGACGAGAUUAAGGUGAUCGCCGAGGAGCCGUCCGCGAUGUGCGAACAGAUGCCGGAGCAUCUAUUGUCGGAGAACGCCUUCCUCUCCUCCGACGAGUCCAACUCGAGCGACUCGGAGGCGGGCACGGAGCGCCGCAGCUACGAGCUGCACAGCGGCGCGCCCGACGAGCCCGCCACCAGCGACGAGGACUCCGACGACUCCGGCGGAGGAGGACAGUUCUCACGGGUGUUCGUGGUCAACCCCGCGGACUCCUCCUCCGACCAGGACGACAGCAGCGGGAUCGACUGCGACGACUUCGACAAGAACGUGCCCGAGGAGCUCGCGGCGGAACGAGACGACGAGCAACGAGGGGAUAAUCAACACUCGCGCGAUAAUGAUGACGUCGUUGUGUUGGAAGUCGUGAACUACAAUGAGAAAUAUCCUAUGAUCUCCUUAUGCGAUAAUAGUGACGAUGGUGGUGAAAGUGUUGAUAAAAAUGACAGUAAUAUGACGUUCUGUGACGACAACAUGCUGCAGAGUGAAAUUAGUGACAAGUUCAAUAGCUUUAAUACGGUCAGUGAUGAACACGAAAAUAGUUUCAAUAAUCGAAGUAGUGGCGUGUCCGAUAACAUUGAGUGCGACUCCUUGGACAACUCCUUCAGUUCAGAUUAUAAUAUUAAAGUGUCCGUGUCCGUCGAGACCGAGAAGCCUUACGACGACCAGAGUUCAAACAUUAACCAAACACAAUCCGUGGAACUCAGAAAACUAUCACCUUCACCCGAACUCGGAAAAGAGGAAACUAGUUUACGAACAUUAACGUCAGCUACCGGAGAUAAAAUAGACCUGUUCAAAGGUAUCGAACGCACGCUCAGCGAGUUGUUGAAGAAAGAAUUGAUGGGAGACCAAGGGGAGGAGAAAACGCAGGGGGACGGCGGCGCGGGGGGGAGCGCCGGCGCACCUGACGCUCACACAGUCAGCCGCCCGCCGUCGACCGACGCGGACCUCGCGCCGUUCACGAGCCGCGUUAUGAUAACGCACGACCGCGUCUCCGUCGUCACGUCCGACACGACGCGGCUCAUGCGUGACAUUAUAGUGCACCACACGAACUCACAGAGCGAGCCGCACACGAGCGGCGCCGAGCGGGCCGGCGAGCCGCAGCAACCUUCGGCCGGAGUGACUGUCGUUAGCAACGCGGACACUCUCUCGGCGGUCGUGUGUCUCGAGGAGGGGCUCGCGGACGACGACUCGUGGGUCGAGGACGUCAGCCACGAUGAUGACACAUCACCCUCUGACUCCGAGUCGGGGGAUGAAGCGACCCUCCCCACUCGAGCCGACUUCGCCUAUUGCCGCCGCUCCUUGGAUUUCACCCUACAUACGAUCGUGGAAGAGAGUUGUGAAGAAAGCGAGACGGAGCAAACCGUUAAAAAGGCUCGACCUAUAUCGGCUACCGAAUUGGAGAAGUACUUUUUCUUCGGCUUAGGAGACGGAACGACCGCUCGCGAGGAUGAGGAACAAGUGUCCGACACGUCGAGUGUGUGUAGUGAAGGUGGUGAGUCCAUCGUGGAUAUGGAACAACAGACCAGUAGGAAGAGUGGUGAUAGUGAUGAGCUCGUGUCGUCUCGGUUAGAGAAAUACUUUCUCUCCGGCUUUAUGGGUUUCAAUCAAGAGAGACGGGAUUCCGAUGGGUCGGGGAGCGUCGGCAGUGACAGUGAGGGGAAACAGAGUCCCGAACAGAGGCGGAAGAGAUUGGUUCGGGCUCGGGGCGCGCCCAGGUCACAUUCAUCAUCGUUAGACAACCUACUGGCGGGCGAUGAACCCUCUCAAGACACGCAGGAGAUAUCGGACGGAUCGAGCACCGAGACCGAGGACCGGCACGAGUCACUCGAGAGGCUCGACAUGACCGGUGAAGUUAAGAGGAAGAAACAAAGCAAGAAGUCGCGCGGCUCACCCGCUGAUGAAAGACGACAAUCCGUGGAGUUCCCUGAAGAAACAAGGGAUGACACGAGAUCCGUGUCCGAAGGUGAAGACGGCCGACUGACACCCAGAGUAGAGUUCCCACCUCUAGGCUCCGAACUAUCGGAAUCUAAGAAACAGACGAGUAGAGAUAGCGGGUUCGUCGGGAGUUGUGAUGAUUUGUUAAAGAACGGCGACAACGGUGACUUCACCAGGUCUCAUGAACCUAAAACAGAGUUAGAGGAAAUUAUUGAGGAAGCUCGACCGGAGCUGGAUGAGAGGAUCGACCGUCCGCCGUCCUCACGACCACCGCCGAGCACACUCACGAGGAAAGAUAGCUUUAACAACUGGUCCUCAGACGAGGAAACUAAUCUCAUGAUGACGAAAAUGAGACAAUUCUUUAAACAAAUGAUAAACACGACCAACGUGAGGGCAUCGACCCCGGCCUCAUCCAACUCUGAAAGCUCACGCCCACCGAAACCACCACAACUACUGUACUUCGAGAGCGAGUUGACGAGGUUGAUGAAAACUGUACCGGGAAUACGGGACGAGGAGGUCAGGGAGAUCGUCGAAUACUUAUCGAGCGAGGACACGUGGAGCGACUCGUACGACUCGUCGGACUACGCGGGCUCCGAUCUGGAAGGAACAUCCGCCAACAGAUCCGCGUUAAGGAAACAGAUAUCAGAUAGCUGUCGAGAGAUAAUAGACGAGUUCGAUCGAGGAAACAGUGAGGCGGGGUCUUUGGAACGAGAUGCUGUUGGCGCGUAUCAGAGAUUGGCUGCAACGCUGGGUCGUGCUGGGGACGGAUCUCCGCCUCUGUUCGGAAAAGUGAUGAGACAUAUAGGAGGGAGACUCGUGGCCUUGAUGCACGAGGUGUCAGCAGGCGCGCCGCCUAGUACUGAUGAAGACAGCGCCUCUGAGCCCGGAGCAUUAGCCAGGAGUCGCUCACACGAUAUACUAGAAGCGGCGGCGAGUCGAGGCAGUGUAGCUAGUGAUAGUGAAAGAUUUUCGUGGAGAGGAAGCUUUGAAUCUGCUCUAUUAGCAGCGGACUCCAGGGGUACAUUGGGGGGCGAAGCCCGACGCUCGCCGGCGGGGGCUGAGCUGGCGGCUCAGAAGUCUCAUUCACGAAGCUGCGGCGCCAUCAGCGGCAGUGAAGACAGGCUGUGGAGAGGAAGGAGGAGAGCCUCCGCCCCCGACGCAGAGUCGGAGGAGGAACAGCGUGCAGGCUCAUUGCCUCGUCUUCCCUCCAUCGCGGGAGUAGGCCCGGUGAAGUCCGCUCGCUACCGGGCCCCGGGAUUUAGGUCCGCAACCCGGGCCGCUUCAGCCCCAGGCCUGCACGUGCCUAGGAGACGAAGGCCUGGGUCUCACGCACACACACCCUCCACACCAAGCCUCCAAGGUAUGAAUACAUUUAUAUAUUCUUUAGCAGUAACCUAA